Molecule: messenger RNA, 3420 nt
Organism: Manacus vitellinus (golden-collared manakin)
Lineage: Eukaryota; Metazoa; Chordata; Aves; Passeriformes; Pipridae
Gene: LRIG3
Product: leucine rich repeats and immunoglobulin like domains 3
Exons: 19
Coding region: 1-3228 (1075 amino acids)
Molecular function (GO): protein binding
Source: RefSeq, a predicted model, not a curated record
AUGGGGCCCGGGAGCGCUGCUCAGUGUCGGAGAGAGCGAGGAAAAAGUUCUGUUGACUUUCUUGGAAAGCGUUCAAUAAUCAUCAGGGACUUAAGUCACAACAAAUUAUCUUCAAUCAAGACCAGUCUCUUGGAUCACCUUCAUAGUCUUCAGGAAGUGAAGCUGAACUACAAUGAACUGGAGAUCAUUCCAGAUCUGGGACCAGUCUCUGCGAAUAUAACUCUUCUGUCUUUGACCAGUAACAAGAUUGCCAGUGUUUUGUCUGAACAUCUGAAGCCAUUUCAGAGUCUAGAAACUUUGGACUUGAGCAACAACAACAUAUCAGAACUAAAAAUGUCAUCAUUUCCAUCAUUACAGCUCAAGUAUCUGCAUUAUUUCAACAGAUAUCUUAACAAUAAUCGAAUAACCUCCAUGGAGCCUGGUACCUUUGAUAACUUGUCUACCACACUUCAAGUAUUGAAACUGAACAGGAACAAAAUUUCAGCAAUCCCUCAGAAGAUGUUUAAACUCUCCCAUCUGCAGCACCUGGAGCUGAAUCGCAACAAAAUUAAAAAAAUAGAUGGGCUUACUUUCCAAGGACUUCCAGCUUUGAAAUCAUUAAAGCUGCAGAGAAAUGGAGUUACGAGGCUCAUGGAUGGUGCUUUCUGGGGAUUGACCAACAUGGAAGUCUUGCAGCUGGACCAUAACAACUUAACAGAGGUAACCAAAGGCUGGCUUUAUGGCUUGCUGAUGCUGCAGCAACUCCAUCUCAGUCAAAAUGCCAUCAGCAGGAUCAGUCCUGAUGCCUGGGAAUUUUGCCAAAAACUCAGUGAGCUAGAUUUGACAUUCAAUCAAUUAGCAAGGUUAGAUGAUUCAAGCUUCAUUGGUUUAAGCGUGCUGGUUGGACUAUACAUUGGAAACAACAAAGUAAAUUACAUUGCUGAUUGUGCCUUCAGGGGACUUUCCAGUCUACAGAUUUUGGAUCUGAAAAACAAUGAAAUAUCCUGGACUAUUGAAGAUAUGAAUGGUGCUUUCUCUGGCCUAGAUAAACUUAGGAAGCUGAUGCUCCAAGGAAACAGGAUUAGAUCCAUUACAAAGAAAGCAUUUUCUGGUUUGGAUGCACUUGAACACUUAGAUCUAAGUAACAAUGCAAUUAUGUCAGUUCAAGGAAAUGCAUUUUCACAAAUGAAGAAACUCAAAGAAUUGCACUUCAACACAUCGAGUCUCUUGUGUGACUGCCAGUUAAAAUGGCUACCACAGUGGAUGUCAGAGAACAGCUUCCAGAGCUUUGUAAAUGCCAGUUGUGCCCAUCCUCAGCUGCUAAAAGGGAGAAGUAUUUUUGCUGUCAGCCUGGAUGGGUUUGUCUGUGAUGAUUUUCCUAAACCGCAGAUCACCGUACAGCCAGAAACCCAGUCAGCAAUCAAAGGCUCCAAUUUGAGUUUUGUGUGUUCGGCAGCCAGCAGCAGUGAUUCCCCAAUGACUUUUGCAUGGAAGAAAGACAAUGAAUUACUGCAAGAUGCUGAAAUGGAGAAUUAUGCACACCUCCGGGCACAGGGCGGUGAAGUGAUGGAGUACACUACCAUUCUUCGACUGCGCAAUGUUGAGUUCAGUAAUGAAGGGAAAUACCAGUGUGUUAUUUCAAAUCACUUUGGUUCAUCUUACUCUGUGAAAGCCAAACUUACAGUAAACAUGCUGCCUUCAUUUACAAAGAUCCCCAUGGACUUAACCAUUCGAGCUGGAGCAAUGGCACGUUUGGAAUGUGCUGCAAUUGGGCAUCCUGUCCCACAGAUUGCUUGGCAGAAAGAUGGUGGAACAGAUUUUCCUGCAGCGCGCAAGAGGCGCAUGCAUGUCAUGCCUGAAGAUGAUGUAUUCUUUAUUGUUGAUGUAAAGAUUGAGGACACAGGUGUUUAUAGCUGUACAGCUCAAAACACUGCUGGAAGCAUUUCAGCUAAUGCAACAUUAACAGUACUAGAAACACCAUCAUUUUUGCGGCCUUUGAUGGAUCGAACUGUAACAAAAGGGGAAACUGCAGUCUUGCAGUGUAUUGCUGGUGGUAGUCCUCCACCCCGACUGAACUGGACUAAGGAUGACAGCCCUCUCGUGGUAACAGAAAGACAUUUCUUUGCUGCAGGCAAUCAGUUACUAAUUAUUGUGGAUACAGAUGUAGAAGAUGCUGGAAAGUACACCUGUGAAAUGUCUAAUACGCUUGGGACAGAACGUGGCAACAUCCGUCUUAAUGUAAUUCCUACUCCCACUUGUGAUUCUCCUCAAAAUGUUGCCCCAUCACUUGAUGAUGAUGGAUGGGCCACAGUUGGCAUUGUGAUCAUAGCUGUGGUUUGCUGUGUGGUGGGCACUUCCUUGGUGUGGGUAAUCAUCAUCUACCACACAAGAAGGAGGAAUGAAGAUUGCAGCAUCACAAAUACAGAUGAAACAAAUUUGCCUGCUGACAUUCCCAGUUACCUGUCAUCCCAGGGGACACUAGCUGAAAGGCAGGAUGGAUAUGGCUCAUCUGAAAAUGGCAGUCAUCAUCAGUUCCUCACCUCUUCUGUGGGAGGGUAUUUCUUGCAGCAGAGAGACAGUAAUGGCAUUUGCCAUCUAGAUAACAGCAGUGAAACAGACAUGGAGGGUGUUGCAGAUCCAUUCCUAUGCCACUAUCUGGGGACUUCAGGGACUUUGUAUUUAAAAGGAAACACAUAUAGUUCUGAUGCAUUUGAAGCAUAUAAUGCAAGUUGCAGCCCUGACCAAAGAACAGCAUGCUUGGAUCCUUAUGACUCUGGAUAUUUAAGGAAAAAGGAAUGCUAUCAAUACUUGCCUCCACUGGAUGAUCCCUUUGACCAGUGUGUUGGCAUUAUCGGGAUGCAGGCUGCAAGUAGCAGAUUGAUUAAUUCUGUUUAUACUCAAAAUGAAGGAACUGGAUUAAAAAGCAAGUCUCUGAACUUGGACACAUUUGAUUUAAACAGAAGUUUGGAACCCUCAUCUGUUAUGAGUAACAGCACUUUCAUGGGAACAUUUGGAAAGCCUUUAUGGAGGCCUCAGCUGGACACUCUUUCAAGUUGUAGGCAGCCAACAAAUUGCCAACCGAAAACCUCCCAUAAUAAUCAUCAUGCCUCACUGGACUUUGAUGCAGAGGCAGAUGAAGAGGGAAAGGAAAGGACAGAUUCUAGAGGAGAAAAUAGCUUUUAUACUUGCCAACAGUCAUUUGAAAACUUUAGGACUUCAUCUUUCCAAUCCUGUGAUUUGGAUACAUAGCUUUUUUUGGACUUGCUAUUGAUUUCUGGAACCAAGAAAUACUUUGACAUACUACUACCUCAGUAUGAAACUUUAUUUAAAAAGAGACUAAGGAAAAGAAGAAGGAAAGAAAGAAACCACAUGAUGCUAUGAAUUCUGAAGAAAAAAAUGUAUUUUUAUUCCAAUAAAGCAUAAUUGCCAAAGUGCUCUUCA